AUGAGGGAGCUUCAAAAAGAUUUAGAAACAAUGCCUGUUGAGUACACUACCUUGGAGAUGACUCAACUGGAAGCCGAGGUUAAGAAUUCCAAAAUUCUGCUCCAUGACAUAUUAGGUAGGUCUUUAUUAUAUAUAUUAACUUGUUGCUUGACCCUAAUAAAUCAAGUAAAAAAAUGUGCGGCAAUAUCUGGGGCUUUUUUAGAUAACGUGGUCCUAGAAGGCUCUUUAGAUGCCUUAAGACUCCAUGUUUCAGAGGCUAAAGAAUUGUUAGAGAAGGGGAUGCCAAAAUUGGAUCCCAAGGAUCGGAUUCUCUGCAAUUUGUUUGAUGAUGAGGCUCUUGAUUCAAUUGUGUCUGAUUAUUCUCUCAGCAACAAGCUUGCAGAACAAAUUGCUAAUAGUUUAAGGAUUGCAUUGGAAAGUGAUUUUUUUUCCACUGAACUGGCUAAGUUAAAGGUGGAGAGGACCGAGGCAGUAGAAUUGAGGGGAAAGGUGUAUUCAUUGUAUUUGGAACAAUUCAUUGUUCUGCUAGAGAAGGCGAUUGUAUCGAAGCGUAAGCCUGUUCGAAUUGAUUCUUAUGAGAAGGUUGAUAAUAUCUAUAGAGAAAUUCUUAUUCUUCCUUUACAAUCAUUUAUUUGCCUCAUAACUAAGGAUGUCAUGAGGGAUGCAGUGCAGAUUGCUUCUGGUCAGACCUAUGAGCGUUCUGCAAUUGAGAGAUGGUUUGGAAAGGGUCAUACCAGGUGUCCGACAAGGGUCGAGUUGAAGAACUGUAAGAUGAAACCAAUUUUUUCUCUGAAACAAUCAAUUGCAGAAUGGAGAGAGAGAAAUUACAAUAUUAGGUUGGAAAAUGCAAACGAGCUUCUCAACAAUGUGGAGAGUAAUGAAGAAUAA
This is a messenger RNA of Cryptomeria japonica (Japanese cedar), 888 nucleotides long. Its product is annotated as U-box domain-containing protein 12-like. Bases 1 to 888 code for a protein of 295 amino acids. Lineage: Eukaryota; Viridiplantae; Streptophyta; Pinopsida; Cupressales; Cupressaceae. Gene Ontology annotation, biological process: protein ubiquitination. Gene Ontology annotation, molecular function: ubiquitin-protein transferase activity. The transcript has a single exon. The record is from RefSeq and is a predicted model, not a curated record.